Aspergillus lentulus is the source of this 1674-nucleotide messenger RNA. Its product is annotated as FAD/FMN-containing protein. The record is from RefSeq and is a predicted model, not a curated record. NCBI's taxonomy places the organism in Eukaryota, Fungi, Ascomycota, Eurotiomycetes, Eurotiales, Aspergillaceae. Gene Ontology annotation, molecular function: oxidoreductase activity; FAD binding.
AUGAUCCUCCACGCUGAAACCCUUCUCUCGGCUGUGGGGAUCCUCACCAUUGCAGCAAAUGCACAAGCCCAUCAUCGGCGUCGAUGUGCCUAUGGUGACGACUGCUGGCCAGAUGCGCAAACUUGGAAUGACUUUAACACUACUGUUGGUGGACGAUUGAUUCGGUCCUUUCCAUCUGCUGCCGUGUGCCAUACCGAGGGGUAUAAUGUCAACCAAUGCAACAUAGCAAAGCAGAGUUGGCUAGAUAGCUUCUGGCGGACGAACCAAACAGGAGCCUAUUCCGCGACAGUAUGGGAGAUGGGAAACAACGGACAGUGCUUUAUCGAUACGCCCGUUAGCGCUCCAUGCGACCAAGGGAUAGUGCCGUACUACUCUGUCCGGGCGGAAAGUGUCGAAGAUAUCCAGAAGACGGUGAAAUUUGCUAGCGAGAAGGAUGUGUUUCUUGUGAUAAAGAACACAGGACAUGACCACCUCGGUCGAUCAAGCGGUAAAGGAGCCCUUUCAAUCUGGACUCACAAUCUCAAGGGCAUCAACUGGCACGACUCGUUUGUCCCACAGGGAGCACCUGCUGCUGUCAAUGGUGUACCUGCUGCAACGUUGCAAGCCGGAGAGCAAUGGUUUGACGUAUACCAAGCUGCAGCACGACAGGGAGUGCUAGUAGUCGGAGGAUCAGCGCGCACCGUCGGGGCGGCCGGAGGAUAUGUGCUUGGAGGAGGCCAUUCGCCAUUUGCACACUACUAUGGCCUCGCUGCCGAUAACCUCUUGGAGGUGAGCAUUGUUUCCGCCGAUGGACGACAUCGAGUGCUCAAUGCGUACUCGGAUCCCGAGUACUUCUGGGCCGUUCGCGGCGGCGGCGGAAGUGCCUGGGGGGUCGUUACGUCGGUGACUUAUAAGACGCAUCCUGUCCCACAGAACCUCACCAUUGGAUUCGUUCAAUUGAACGCAACCGACAACUCCAGCGCAACUCGUCUCAUUUCUGAAUCCCUGAAACUCAUUCCAGCUGUUACAGACGCAGGUUAUACCGGAUAUGGCUCGUUUGCGCAGGGCUUCCAAGCACUCUUCCUUCAGCCCAACGGCACCAUAGAAUCGUUUAACCAGAGUUUCGCUCCUUUCUCUGAAUUGACACAGCUUCCCGGUGUCACUGGAAGGGUUGCAGCCUAUUCCUCCGCCUGGGACGAAUAUUUGAAAACCUUUCUGCGAGACCCUAAUAUCGGGACCAACAUUCAGGACACGUCACGACUGUUGACAGCGGACAUAAUCCAGGAAAGGGCCGACGAUUUGGCGGAGUUCAUUGUCGACAGUGGUCAAGAGGCAGGAUUCAAUUUCAUUGGUAAAGUCAACAACAAGGAACGCGACAACACUGCCGUCCAUGAGAUCUGGAAACACAGCCACGCGCUUCUCAGCAUCUCAGUAAAUUGGCUGGAUAACGCAACAGCUGGCGAGAAGGAAGAGAAGCGACACCACAUGGUGCAGUUGAGCAGGCGCUUUACUGAGAUUGUUGGCCCAGAUGGAGGGACAUAUGUGAAUGAAGCCAGUCCGUAUGAACCCCGAUGGCAAAGAGUCUUCUGGGGGAAGAAGUAUGAGCGAUUGCUGUCUAUCAAGAAACGGGUGGAUCCAACCCAGUUGUUUGUGUGCAAUAGGUGUGUCGGGACAGACGUGGUGCUGCAGCCAUAG